ACAAAAACAAAAAAUGGAUUACAAGAAGGAAAAAACGCUCCGUAGAGGUCCAUGGCUCGAAGAGGAAGACGAACGGCUGGUGAAGUUCGUUACCCUUUUGGGAGAACGUCGUUGGGAUUCUUUAGCAAGAGUUUCCGGUUUGAAGAGGAGUGGUAAGAGUUGCAGGCUAAGGUGGAUGAACUAUCUGAAUCCGAGUCUGAAGCGUGGACCCAUGAGUCAAGAAGAAGAAACUAUCAUCUUUCAGAUCCAUGCUUUCUGGGGUAACAAGUGGUCAAUGAUUGCAAGGAGAUUACCCGGUAGGACUGAUAACGAGGUUAAGAACUAUUACAGGACUCAUUUUAGAAAGAAAAUGGAAGCUCAAAACUAUGAUAAGAUCAUUGACUGGAGCAGAAAUACAGGAGGAGACUUGUUGUGCAAGUAUAAGGAAACUGAGAUCAUCACGUGGGCGAGGACAACGACUCAAGAACAUGGUUUUGAUAAAACUGUGAAGGAAUCUAAGCAGAUUAAUAUGGAGAGUGAUAAAGAAACUAAUGGUGGUAUUUUCGAAAGAGAGAGCUUUGGUGUAAUGAAAUCACCAUACGAAAACAGGAUUUCGGAUUGGAUAUCAGAAAUUUCUACAGACCAAAGUGACGCAAAUCUUUUAGAAGACCGUACCAGCAGUAGCAGUGAAAAUAAUAUUGAUAUCAACAUUGGUUCCUCGUGGUUUGAAGAGACUAGGGACUUUGAAGAGUUUUCAUGCUCUCUAUGGUCAUAACUGAUACUAGUUUUGUUUCUUGAUUAUAUGAC
Messenger RNA from Raphanus sativus (radish), 786 nucleotides. RefSeq names its product transcription factor MYB27. Gene Ontology annotation, biological process: regulation of DNA-templated transcription. The coding region runs from base 14 to 754 and encodes 246 amino acids. The transcript has 4 exons. The record is from RefSeq and is a predicted model, not a curated record. NCBI's taxonomy places the organism in Eukaryota, Viridiplantae, Streptophyta, Magnoliopsida, Brassicales, Brassicaceae. Gene Ontology annotation, molecular function: DNA-binding transcription factor activity; sequence-specific DNA binding. Gene Ontology annotation, cellular component: nucleus.